This is a messenger RNA of Photinus pyralis (common eastern firefly), 1217 nucleotides long. Its product is annotated as putative nuclease HARBI1. The transcript is spliced from 3 exons. Bases 492 to 1217 code for a protein of 241 amino acids. Lineage: Eukaryota; Metazoa; Arthropoda; Insecta; Coleoptera; Lampyridae. The record is from RefSeq and is a predicted model, not a curated record.
ACGUCAUCUCGAGCGAUUUUCAUAUUUUCGUAUUCUUGACGCUUUAAACCGUUCGAGUGGGUGACUCACACUGUCACAUGUCGAGCGCUUUCAGUCGAUCAGUUUUUUUUCAGUGACUUGAGUUGUGCGAUCCUUUUAAACUGAUUUUUGGUGAUCUUACUCGUAUAUUUUCCUAAAGUAUAGGCAAUAAAUAAAACCGUCACGCUUUUCGUGAGUAUUUUAUGCAUCCUUCACCUUGUUUCUCAGUGUUUAUAUGAUUUAUGAAUGAAAUCUAACCUCGCUUUUGAUAAAUUUUCGUGCUCGUUCUCCUGUGAUUUCUAGGCGAUUUUUAUUAUUUAUUUAUACGAAACUGUUUAUUAAACUUCCUUCUUUUUAACGAUUAUCAUUUUGCUCGCGAAAGUGUGCAUAAUCCGUGUGAAGUGUACAAUUUCUACACCUCUGUUUUUACCACAGUUUUGCUAAGUAUAUAAAGAUUCAUUCAAGAAAUUAAAAUGGACGAACUGGUUAUGUUGGAUUUGCUGGACGCCGAAGAGGAAGCAGAAGAAGUUGUCCGUGUUCAAAGACCCCGGGCUGACGCAAUUGCCAUUCUUAGCGAUGUCCAGUUUAAAAACAUGUUUCGUUUUCCCAAGGAACUGUUUAGGAUUAUUGUGGAGGUGUUGUCCCCCCAUAUGAGACCAACAAAUCGAGCUUCAGAUUUGGAGAUUCCCAUUCGUAUAUUGAUUGCAUUACGCUUUUUUGCUUCGGGAUCUUAUCAGAUGGAUGUAGGCUCCAACUUGUUCAUGUCUGUCUCCCAACCGACUGUAAGUCGAUGCAUCAGUGAAGUGAGCGAUGCUUUCAAUGUCCCAGCGAUUUUCAAUCGAUUUGUAAGAUUCCCUCAUAACUUCGAGGAACUGGACCGAGUACGAAUGGGUUUUUUCGAAAAGUACAACUUCCCUGGUGUUGUCGGCUGUAUAGAUUGUACUCACGUGGCAAUUGUGGCGCCCCCCGCGGAAGAUCCCGAUCGACCAGGACACUUGUACAUAAAUCGCAAAGGAUUUCAUUCGAUAAACGUUCAGCUCAUUUGCGAUUCAAAUCUUAAGAUAUUGAACGUAAAAGCAUCUCAUCCUGGAAGUACCCACGAUGCAUUCAUUUGGAAUAAUUCUAAUGUCCAAGAGGUAAUGCGUACCAUCCAUGCAGAGAGACGAGGAACCUAUUUUUUACUUGGAGAUAGUGGUUAA